Molecule: messenger RNA, 863 nt
Organism: Leucoraja erinaceus (little skate)
Lineage: Eukaryota; Metazoa; Chordata; Chondrichthyes; Rajiformes; Rajidae
Product: myosin-IIIa-like
Exons: 6
Coding region: 13-747 (244 amino acids)
Biological process (GO): protein phosphorylation
Molecular function (GO): ATP binding; protein kinase activity
Source: RefSeq, a predicted model, not a curated record
UCGCAUUUAGGGAUGUUCCCGCUAACUGGAAAGGCGAUCAUCUUCGACAACUUCCCUGAUCCAUCCGAUACAUGGGAGAUCAUUGAAACCAUUGGCAAAGGAACAUAUGGAAAAGUCUUCAAAGUACUAAACAAGAAAAAUGACAGCAAAGCCGCAGUUAAGAUUCUGGACCCAAUUCAUGAUAUUGAUGAAGAAAUCGAGAUUGAGUACAAUAUCCUCCAAGCACUCUCGGAUCACGAAAAUGUUGUCAAGUUCUAUGGAAUGUACCAUAAGAAGGACGUGAGGAAUAAACAUCAGCUUUGGCUUGUACUAGAGCUGUGCAAUGGAGGCUCUGUGACUGAUCUUGCCAAAGGCUUAUUAAAGCGAGGGGAGCGAAUGAGUGAACCCAUCAUUGCCUACAUUCUGCACGAAGCUCUAAUGGGCCUGAAACACUUACACAACAACAGGACGAUUCAUCGUGACAUCAAGGGCAAUAACAUUCUAUUAACAACAGAGGGAGGCAUCAAACUUGUGGAUUUUGGUGUUUCAGCUCAGUUAAGUAGCACUCGACUUCGUCGCAACACAUCUGUUGGAACCCCUUUCUGGAUGGCCCCAGAAGUAAUAGCUUGUGAGCAGCAGUUGGAUUCCAGUUACGAUAUACGAUGCGAUGUCUGGUCGUUGGGUAUCACAGCCAUUGAGCUCGGGGAUGGUAGCCCGCCACUGACUGAUCUACAUCCAAUGAGGGCUCUGUUCAAAAUUCCAAGGUAAUCCACUACAGGCUUUAUUGGUGCUAGCAGAACCAUAGAAAAGUUACUGCAGCAUUUCAUAGCGUGGCACCGGGCUUGGAGAUACUGAAACUGCUGCUAAAGCUACCAAAGGAUAAA